Messenger RNA from Hevea brasiliensis (rubber tree), 2404 nucleotides. Its product is annotated as protein DETOXIFICATION 33. The coding region runs from base 608 to 2110 and encodes 500 amino acids. Gene Ontology annotation, biological process: xenobiotic detoxification by transmembrane export across the plasma membrane. Gene Ontology annotation, cellular component: membrane. The record is from RefSeq and is a predicted model, not a curated record. NCBI's taxonomy places the organism in Eukaryota, Viridiplantae, Streptophyta, Magnoliopsida, Malpighiales, Euphorbiaceae. Gene Ontology annotation, molecular function: xenobiotic transmembrane transporter activity; antiporter activity. The transcript has 7 exons.
UAAAUAUAUUAUAGUGGAAAACAUUUCAUGUUUCAGUACCUGAUCUUUUCACUUGUAUAUUCUAAUCGGAAACCUAAACUCGAGUCUUCACAGCUCAAAAAAUUUUAAUACUAGUAAAUUAAAAAUAUAGUAUUUGUCUCCAUUGUAAGUCAGAAUUUGACAACAUGAUUAAACCAAUAGCAGCUUGUACAACCUUAGAUUUAUUACAGCCUUUGAGUCCUGUUUUGUUGGGAUUUGAAUCUUUAACUGAUCCUUUUUUUUUUUUAAAUGAGUUGCUCAAAGGAGAAUAACUCUUCCCCCUCUCAUGAUUCUCCUACCAACCCAGGAAGAAAAUAUAUGAAGUAGGAUCAUAAAAAUAUUUCAGCUUCUUAGUUUUGUUCAUAAAACAGUGGUCUUUCUUUACGCCUCAGGUAAAACCUGUAAAUCUUUCUUGUAUUCUUUGAAGAUCCAGAUGUUAUUCCUCUGUUCCAGUUUAUAUCACUUGAAACUUAUCUCCAGUAGUUCAUAGAAUUAGAAGUUUCUGUUGACAUUCAUAUACAGAAAGAGAGGGGCCUCACAUGGUAAUAGGUGAAGAGAGUUGACAAUAUAAAGUGAAAGGGGAAAAGAAAUGGCUAUUCUGAUGGAGGAAAAAGAGGAUUCAGUUCAAGAAAAGCAUUUUGGAAUAGAGAUGCAGGUGAGUAAUGAGGUUAUGGGUAGGAAAAAGAUGGUGAAGAAAAGCUGGGUUGAAUCAAAGAAGAUGUGGGAAAUAGCAGCACCUGCUAUGUUGACAGCAGUAGCCCAAUUCUCUAUUGGGUUCGUCAGUUCUGCAUUUGUUGGCCAUUUGGGAGAGGUGGAGCUGGCUGCUGUUUCCAUUGUUCAGAAUGUAAUUGAAGGGUUUGUUUAUGGUGUGAUGCUAGGGAUGGGAAGUGCACUGGAGACACUAUGUGGGCAAGCUGUUGGUGCUGGACAACUCAACAUGCUUGGAAUCUAUAUGCAAAGAUCAUGGAUCAUUACUGGGGUCACAGCAUUGGUUUUAACACCUUUUUAUGUUUUUGCUUCACCAUUACUGCAACUACUUCAUCAAGAUAAAAACAUUUCAAAGCUUGCUGGAAAGUACUCCAUAUGGGUAAUUCCUCAAUUGUUUGCCUACGCCAUAAAUUUCCCAAUACAGAAGUUUCUCCAAGCGCAGAGCAGAGUAUGGAUUAUGACAAUCAUUUCCAUAGCGGCGCUUGCAUUUCAUGUGUUGUUGAAUUGGGUGCUUGUCACAAAACUGGAUCACGGGCUACUUGGUGCUGCCAUCGCAGGGAACAUCUCAUGGUGGCUUGUGGUUUUGGGUCAGAUUAUUUAUGUGGUCUGUGGUUUUUUCCCAGAAGCCUGGACUGGUUUUUCUUGGUCAGCUUUGAAGUCAUUAACCAGUUUUCUAAAGCUCUCACUUGCAUCAGCUGUAAUGUUAUGCUUGGAGUUAUGGUAUUUUACAGCUGUGAUUCUCAUGGUGGGAUGGUUAGACAAUCCAGAAAUUGCAGUAGAUGCCGUUUCCAUCUGCAUGAACCUGCAACUGUGGGCUCUGAUGAUUGCUCUUGGUUUCAAUGCAGCCAUAAGUGUGCGAGUAUCAAAUGAGCUUGGAGCUGGAAAUCCUAAAGCAGCAAAAUUCUCAGUGGUGGUGACCGUUUUAACUUCAACAAUAAUUGGAGUUGUAUUCACAGCGUUGAUUCUGGUAACCAAGAAUGACUUUCCAAAGGUGUUCACUGGUAAACCAGCAGUCAUGAAGGAGGCAUCAAAGCUUGGUUACUUUUUGGCAGCAACAAUCUUCCUCAAUAGCAUCCAACCUGUGCUCCAUGGGGUGGCAGUGGGUGCCGGGUGGCAGUUGUUAGUUGCCUUCAUCAAUACUGGAUGUUACUACAUCAUAGGACUUCCUAUUGGUGCUGUUCUUGGCUAUAAAAUAAAUCUAGGUGUUAAGGGCAUAUGGUCAGGAAUGUUGGCUGGUUGUGUUCUUCAAAUAAUCAUUCUGACUUUCGUCUUUCUGCGUACUAACUGGAACAAAGAAGCUUUGAAAGCUGAAGAGCGCAUCAGAACUUGGGGUGGCUCUGAGGAACCUCAGCAAAGUUCAUCAGAACACAACAUGAAUGAAUGAAGAUUUCAUUGUGGAAAGAAACUUGAUAAAAUCAAUAUCAGGUUGCAGUUUAUACUGAUUGAUUUUCUACUUGAAUAUACACCAAAAGGGGUCAUCAAAUCUGUCUCUUUUUUUUUUUUUUUAUUCAGUUUGCAAUGUACAUGCAGCUCAUUUCUUGAAAUUGCAAGUGCCGUUUCUUUUUAUGUUGUAGCGUUUUUACUCUUCAAUUUGACGCUUUUAUGUUCUCUUUAUCUAAUGGAUGCUGCACAAUCUUAUGGGAAAUUACAUUAGUGAAGGUAGAAUUACUUGAGAGUC